Molecule: messenger RNA, 3728 nt
Organism: Mangifera indica (mango)
Lineage: Eukaryota; Viridiplantae; Streptophyta; Magnoliopsida; Sapindales; Anacardiaceae
Product: autophagy-related protein 18f-like
Exons: 7
Coding region: 597-3362 (921 amino acids)
Biological process (GO): autophagy; response to starvation
Cellular component (GO): cytoplasm
Molecular function (GO): protein binding
Source: RefSeq, a predicted model, not a curated record
AAACAAAACUUUAACCCUUCUUCAUUAUCCAACCUUUUCCUCUCCCAAGUACAUUCUCUCUUUCUUCUCCUUUGAUUUCUCCCACAAAAUUUAUUGUUUCAACGACGCUUAAAAUGCAAUUCCGUACUGUAAAUUUUAUUUUUCUUCCACCAAAUUAACUUCUCAUUUGAAAAAAAAGAAAUUCUUUGGUUCUGUAUAUUUUUUUAUUUGUUUGAUUUUUGUUGUGAACUACAAUUCUGAUCAAUCUCCAAUAAUUGUAAUUAAAUGUUUAUAUCUUUGAUAUCGUUUCGGUUUUUUUCUCCGGGGUAUUAAAGAUAAGAACAAAAAAAAGUUGCGACUUCGAAUUGUUUUUGUUUUCUCAAAGCAGUUUUUUUUUUUUUGGUUUCCCCAAUACAAAACGACGUGAAGCGGAAUUGAACUGGUUUUGUUUCGAUUGGAAGUUCGUUUUCAUCUGGGUUCUUCUCAAAACCUAUCAUGAGUUCAUUUGAAAUCUAAAAAUAGCAAAUUAGGGCUGUUUCUUUGCACAAGUUAGGGUUCUUUUGCACCUCGAAAAAGUGUUGUUUCCCCGGUAAAAAAAAUAGAAACAGCCUGGGGUUAUGCUCAAGCGGAAAAUCGCUGAGAGAGAAUUAACUUUUGCGUUCUGGGUAUUUGUUCAUUUGAUUGUUGGGCUUGUUUUUGGGAUGAGGAAUAGUGGUAACAGUGAUGGGCAAAAGUCACAAAACAGUGUCGUUUCGCGGUCAGCGAAGAGCUCGUUCCGUGCAAUCUCUAGUUAUUUGAGGAUCGUGUCCUCUGGGGCGUCCACGGUGGCGCGGUCGGCAGCGUCAGUGGCGUCGUCCAUUGUGGAGAGAGUUGAAAAUUCAAGCCUUGAUCAGGUGCUUUGGGCUGGGUUUGACAAGUCAGAAGGUGGGGGAGAUGUCACACGGCGAGUUCUCCUUCUGGGUUAUCGUUCUGGUUUCCAGGUCUGGGAUGUUGAAGAAGCAGAUAAUGUGUGUGACUUAGUUUCCAGAUAUGAUGGUCCUGUUUCAUUUAUGCAAAUGCUCCCAAGGCCAAUAAUGUCAGAAAGAUCAAGAGACAAGUAUGCAGAAGUCCGUCCGCUUCUAAUAACUUGUUCUGAUGUGUCCCUUUCUGGCGGCUCUAUCAUUCAGGAUGGGUUAUCAACUAAUGGGACAGGCCCAAACUAUCAUGACUCAGGGAAUGACAGUUUUGAGCCUACUGUUGUUCGUUUUUAUUCCUUGAAAUCCCAAUCUUAUGUGCAUGUGUUAAAGUUCAGAUCAGUGAUUUAUUCUGUAAGGAGCAGCUCUAGAGUUGUUGCUAUAUGUCAAGCAUCCCAGAUACACUGCUUUGAUGCUGCAACAUUAGAGAGAGAAUACGCCAUUCUGACAAAUCCUUUAGGCACUGGAUAUCCUUCAACUGGAGGUAUAGGCAUUGGACCACUUGCAGUUGGUCCCAGGUGGCUGGCUUAUAGUGGAAGUCCAGUUGUAGUCUCCAAUUCUGGGCGUGUCAGUCCACAACAGUUAAGCUCUUCUCUGAGUUUCUCUGGCUUUGCAUCAAAUGGAAGUCGGGUUGCUCACUAUGCAAAGGAAUACGCAAGAGUGUCAAGCAAGCAACUUGCUGCAGGGAUAGUGACCCUGGGAGAUAUAGGAUAUAAGAAGCUGUCAAGAUACUACUCUGAGCUUCUACCAGAUUCCCAGAAUUCUCUACAAUCGGCGAGUCCUGGUGGGAAGGGCAAUGGAACUGUAAAUGGUCUCCGGCCAGAUGCAGAUAAUGUUGGAAUGGUCAUUGUCAGAGAUAUUGUCAGUAAAGGUGUUGUUGCCCAGUUUAGGGCUCAUGAGAGUCCUAUUUCGGCAUUAUGCUUUGAUCCUAGUGGGGUUCUUUUAGUGACUGCUUCAGUUCAGGGUCAUAACAUAAAUGUCUUUAAGAUAAUGCCUGGAAGCUCCUCUGCAUGCAAUCCUGAUACAUCUUAUGUACAUCUUUACAUACUACAACGUGGUAUCACAAAUGCAGUUAUACAGGACAUCAGUUUCAGUAAUGACAGCAACUGGAUUAUGAUUAGUUCCUCUAGAGGGACAAGCCAUUUGUUUGCUAUAAAUCCUGCAGGGGGAUCUGUCUAUUUUCAGUCUGCUGAUACUAGUUUUACCACAAAACAUAAUGGAUCUGGUUUCAUGACUAAACCUGGUGUUCGUUGGCCGCCUAAUAUACGUGUACAAUUGCCCAAUCAACAAAGUCUUUGUGCAUCUGGUCCCCCGGUUACACUCUCUGUUGUUAGUAGAAUAAGAAAUGGAAAUAAUAGUUGGAGAGGCCAUGUAAGUGGUGCUGCAGCAGCUGCAACAGGAAGGAUGAAUUCCCUUUCUGGGGCCAUUGCGUCCGCUUUUCACAACUGCAGAGAAAAUGGUGGCUUAUAUGCUGGUGUGAGCUCUUUGAAAAUGAAGUACCAUCUAUUGGUUUUUUCUCCCACUGGGUGUAUGAUACAGUAUGCAUUGCGGACAUCAGCUGGUCUACAUGUGAUGACAGGUGUGUCUGGAUUGGACACUGCUUAUGAUUCCGUUCCAGAUGGUGAUGAUGGAUUAGUAGUUGAGGCGAUCCAGAAGUGGAAUAUAUGUCAGAAGCAGAUUCAAAGAGAUCGAGAAGAUAAUUUAGACAUAUAUGGUGAGAAUGGAGCUUCAGACAGCUACAAGAUUUACCCUGAAGAAAUGAAUGGAGGAAAUUGUCUUCUUACUGAGGCUAGGGGUUCUGUUGAGAAAAUGAAAGUCAGUGUUGAGGAUAAACACCACAUGUAUAUUUCUGAAGCUGAACUGCAGAUGCAUCCACCUUGUAUUCCAUUGUGGGCAAAACGAGAGAUAUACUUUCAGUCUAUGACAAUGGGGGGCAUUAAAGUGGGGGAUGAACUGAAAGGGGAAGUUGAAAUUGAAAGGAUUCCUACUCGUAUGAUAGAAGCUAGAUCAAAACACCCGAUCCCAGUUUAUGACCAUCUUCAGAGUCCCAAACCUCGACAAGCAAGGGUUCCAGGUAUAGAUAAUAAUGCCAAUGGGAGGCUGCUGCAUCAGAAGUCUGGGCUUUCAGAAAACGGCAGGCUUUCAUGCAGAAGUAGCUCAGGUUCUCCUGAAUUUAUAACUGAUAGUGGGGCUUCAGAGCCUGGACAUAACAGCGACACUGGAGAAAAUGGUUGGUACGGUCCUCGGAUGCCGGUAGAAACCAAGGGCUAUGUAAAUAAUAGUGACAGCCUUAAAACCAAGAAGCGGCAUGACAUUGUAAAUAAUAGUGAGAGGUUAAGAUCGGAGGCUCAACUCAAGUUUGUAAAUAAUAACAUUGAAAGCCUGAAAAUGGAGAAUCAUUUUGAAGACGAAGGCGACGAAUUCGAUUAGAGGUAAAUUGUUCUGUAAGUUGACAUUGUUCAUCGAUAAAUUAUGUGUGCCGAAGCUUGAUGUUAAGCUUUCCUGUUAUUCAGUUCUGCAGAAAAUUGUUUGAUUCUCCAGGGGGGCUGAUUAACAGGUGAUUUGUUAAUAUUGAUAUGGGUGGGAAAUGUAGACAAAUAUUGAGGCAUAGGGGAGCUUGACUCUGAAGAUCUUGAAUUGUGGAGUUGGGGUUUGUUUCAUCUUCAUCUUUCUGUUGACUCUGUAAAUAACAGAAGAAACAAAUGCAUUACCAAAUAAUCACUGCAAUGUGUAAAUAACAGCAAUACCUUGUAUCUCUUGCUCUCCAUAUAAUUAUUUGUUACCCUUAUUGUGCCA